Schistosoma spindalis is the source of this 3363-nucleotide messenger RNA. NCBI's taxonomy places the organism in Eukaryota, Metazoa, Platyhelminthes, Trematoda, Strigeidida, Schistosomatidae. The record is from the annotation of a GenBank genome assembly.
AUCACGAAUUCAAACAUCCAAUCAAAACCAACUGGAUUUUAACGAAUCUGAUCGCAAUACAAAUGAUAUACAACCAAUCAACUAGCUUACAUAGUCGACCAAAUUCGUACAGUUUGAUUCAUUGAAAAUUUAUUUUGACACGAUUCAAAUCAUUCACUAGUUUUCAGUUAAUUAUGGUUAUUCUCUCGAAAUUAAUUGGUUGGGAGCAAAUAAAUUGAACCACAACUGGUUUGUUGUUAGCUCACUAGAUAAUAUCUUCUCGACAUGAUAAAUAAACCAAUUAAUAAAGUCUCACAAAACGUUGUUGCAUGUUUUCACUAGCAUGUCACUCAUACAAUUUAAACCAAUCUAAUUCUAGAAUGACAAUGGAUUAAUCCUAUGACUUUGAAAUAACAUGUUUGACAAAUCAAUGUGGACUAGUUGUGAUCUCAGAUAUAAAGUCUGGUUAACCAUUCGCUUACUCUGUGCACUAUGUUUAUGUUUACUUGGCUAGCGUUCCUUAGCCUGUUGAUUAAUGCCAACAUAACACUGUCAUAUUCCUCAUCAGUCAAAGAGACAUCUCCACAACAGGUCGGGUUGAUAUAUGAUGAAGAGACUCGGCGCACACGGGAACGAUAUUAUCUGAAACACAUUGGAGGAAAUCAAAACUCUUCAAUGUACAGUUAUGAUUAUCAUGAUGUGACAAACGCUGUUCAUGUAGUCAUCAGUAUUUCAAAGCGCGAUUUGAUAUUUUUCGAUAAUUAUAAGAUCAAACCUGUUAUUUGUUUCAUCAACUACAGCAGUCAAUUACCUUUAGUUUUAUCCUAUGAUCUAGAUUCGAGUUAUUCUGCAGAGUUAGUUAAUAAAUCGAGGUAUUGGUUACCACCUAAAUCAGGAGCCAGUACAAAGAUAUCAUUGUACAUAUUGCCGAAACUGGUGGGGUUAGACUAUUUGGUGUUUUUGAUUGGCGUGGAUAAGCCGAAAUCUGGAUAUAACACUUCUACGUCAUGGCUUACUAAUAAAUCCGAAUCUCGCAGAAAAUUAUAUUAUGAUGAUUUAGCAACUCAGCAUCAGUUGAAUCUCUCCUUACUCAAUACACAGGAAGUUGAUGGCGUCAACGAGAACAACACAUUAGGUUUCCCUGUCAUUGUAGGAGUAGAUAGAGGGAUCGGACAUCGAGUUUACCGAAUUUUCAUCACGGUCAUGCUAACUGCGUUCACAUUUGCAAUGGGGUGUAAUUUGGAACCCUCUCUGAUUUUGCAUCAUUUCAAAAGACCCUUUUCUAUAUCAAUUGGAUUCUUUUGUCAAUUCUUUUUCAUGCCACUGAUUGCACUUGGCAUUGCAAAAAUUAUCCCGAUUAGAUCGGAGUUUGGUUUCGGUUUACUCACCGUCGCUUGUUCUCCAGGGGGAGGUUCCAGUAAUGGUUGGUCUUUUCUACUCGGUGGUGACAUCAACUUGAGUAUGUUAAUGACGUUCAUCAGUAAUUUAGCAGCACUUUUUAUGAUGCCAUUUCUUCUAUUCGUCUACGGUCGGUUCUUCAUUGAUGCGAGCAGAAUAGAAAUUCCAUACUUCAAUAUUUUCUUGCAGUUGUUACAGAUAGCAAUACCCGCAUUAUUAGGUUUAGGUCUACGUAUAUGGAAACCGAAUUUUGCUAAGAAAUUCACCAAACUAGCCGGACCAAUUUUUAAAUUUCAAUUAGUAUUCUUUAUAAUUGUCGGUGUGUACGUUAAUUGGUCACUGUUUCGUCUAUUAUUUGCCUUUCCUUUACUUAUUCUUGUAUGUGCUUUGUUACCUUGGCUUGGUUUUGGUAUAAGUUCAUUAUUCGUAUUCAUUUUACGACAACCAUUUCAAUCAAUUAUUACGGUGGCUUUAGAGACUGCUAUACAAAAUAUUGCAAUUGCAAUUCUCGUCCUAUUAUAUAUAAUGCCGAAACCAACUGGAGAAUUGGGCGCAAUUAUGCCAAUUGCUGUAGCUAAAUUAACGUCUAUACCGUUGUAUAUAAUAUACUCAUCCAUGUUAAUUAAGCGUAAAUGUUGUAGUCAGCAGAAAAAAUCUAAUGACAUCGAAACAUCUUUUACUACAGAGAUGAGUAACGAUUGUAUUAAUGACGUAAUGAAGACCGAAAAUGGUACCACCAUGCCACAAAUAAAAGUACCAUUACCAGGAGUAACGACAACUGUCAGUGACAUUGAAACUCAUUAAACAAUAUAAAAUGGUGUCUUAUAAAAUCAUUUCCAUGUUUUUGUUUUGUUCUCUAUCUAUGUAUUGUUGUUUAUAGUGUUCUAGUAUUUGCUAUACCAGACGUGUAGAUCAGUGACGUAGGUGAUCUGUGUUGAUGUGUCAAGAUGGAUUUCUUUUUCGAUCUGACUCUAGUUAUGUCCUGCUCUAGUUAACGAUCUAGCCGUAUGUGAUUUGUCCUUCUCAGAUCCAUCUGGUUUGGUGUGAGAAAUAAUUGUUCCAAUGCCGUAAAUCGAAGCGUCUGAUGCUACUACAAUGGGUAAAGAUGGAUCGUGAUUAUAAUUAUCAAUAUUAUUCACAAAUAUCUUAUAAGCACAUAAGUGUUAUGAAGAAACCAUUUUGGGUUUCUGCAAAAAUGCAAUAAUACACAAGUUUCAAUAAUAUUGGAAUUAUAUUUGAAAAAGAGAAUAAUAAUAGAAUAAUAAUAAUAAUAAGUCAGGUUCUGUGUAAUUGAGAAGAAUAUUGAAUUGACUUUAAAGAAGGAAAGGGAGAAAAUAAGGGAAUAGAAAUAAAGGAGACGUGAAAUACGCUAAUAGUUUAAUAAGCGUGUUUAUGAACACAGAACAAAAAUAAACAACUAUGUAUGUAUCGUCAAAUUAGUAAAGAAAGAUAAAAUAGAAAAUAAUUAAGAUAAAAUAACUUAUUAUCGCAGUAAGAUAUGACUCUAGAAUAAAUGUUUGUGCAGUCAUAGUUUGGAGUGAUGCUAUGAAAGUCUCAAUUAAGUGAAAAGGAUAACCAAAUACCAAUAUAGAUAUUAUUAACCAAGGUUUAAUUUGAUAAUUUCGAAUAAAUUGAACAUUGGGUAGAUUGUUAUACAUAAGUAAUAUAUUUGUAAUAUCCUAAUGAGUAGAAAAAUUCGAUUUUCUGACGUUGCGUGACUCAGUGUAAGCCACUUCUUCAGAGAAUAAAUAACCAAAAUAAAAUUAACCCAAGUUUAAGUGGUACAAUGGAACAAUACGAAUAUUAUAUGGUCAAUCAAAAAACGGGUCUGAAUAAAUCAAUGUCAUGUCAUUUCGGUCAAGGUGCUUCAUUACAUGUAUGUAAAUUUGUGUAUAUGUAUGUGUUUUCUGAUUGAUCACAUAAUAUUCAUGUCAUUUCGUUAUAAUAUUUAAACUUGAAUUAAUUUUAGUUUGGUUUUUUCUUCUC